Paramormyrops kingsleyae is the source of this 1963-nucleotide messenger RNA. It is a transcript of the gene zdhhc12a, whose product is annotated as zDHHC palmitoyltransferase 12a. Gene Ontology annotation, molecular function: protein-cysteine S-palmitoyltransferase activity. The record is from RefSeq and is a predicted model, not a curated record. Gene Ontology annotation, cellular component: endoplasmic reticulum; Golgi apparatus. NCBI's taxonomy places the organism in Eukaryota, Metazoa, Chordata, Actinopteri, Osteoglossiformes, Mormyridae. Gene Ontology annotation, biological process: protein targeting to membrane; peptidyl-L-cysteine S-palmitoylation.
UGAAUGAAGCCAUACUCCGUCAGAUCUCGUGAUCCAGCCCCAAAGCCUGAUCUGCGGCGCUUUCGCGACUCGCUCUUCAGGCGCAAAUACUUUCACGUAAUGGCGGAACCGUCCGAAAAGCCAGCGCGGAACAGGGAAGUGCAACUAAAGAAACCCGGUGCCCGAUCGCAAAAAGACGAGCUUAUAUAGGCACAGAAAGGCUACGGGCACCGUUCCUCACUGCUCAUUUAAUUCUGUGGCGGGUGGCGGGUGGCGGGGGACGGGGGUGGCUGCGUAAUGACUACUUGCUGAUGGCGUGCUGCAUACUUUCCGUUUCGGCUUUAUAGUCAACAUAUUUUUAAGGACGGGUUAGACUGGUUAUGUAGUAACCGUGUUUACUGGACAUGGUGGUUUGCUUCGCCGAGGUGCGAUUCUUGCUCAUGAACGCCGCGGUGGUUAAAAAUGCGCUCAGCACCGGCGUCCUGGUCCGGGCAGCGUACAUUACACUGACAUGGCUCACAACGCUGGUCCUCUUCCUCCAGGACACGGAUUUGCGGAGGCAGGAGCAGAGCGGCGACUUGCUGCAGCCUGGCCUCUUCCUCCUGUUGGUGCUGCUGUCGGUGCUGCUGUACCUGGGGGUGUCCCUCAUGGACCCGGGGUUCGUGCGCUCCGACGCUGGGCCGGAGCUCUCCGCCGGAGUGUCUGAGGAGCUGCACCAGAUGCUCCCGCAGCCUUGCAGGCGGCGCUGUGGCCGCUGUCUGCUGCAGCAGCCCAUGAGGUCCCGGCACUGCCAGACGUGCCGGCACUGCGUGCGGCGUUUUGACCACCACUGUCCUUGGAUCGAAAACUGCGUUGGUGAGAGGAACCACCGCUGGUUUGUCCUUUACCUGGCGGUGCAGCUGCUUGUGCUGCUCUGGGGCCUCCGAGCGGCCUGCUCGGGGUUUGUUCAAGCCCCCGCCUGGGGACAGUGGCUGGAGCAGAACGGCUUGCUGAUGCUGGCAUCCUCUGCGACGGGCAUCUUCUCCGUGGUGGUGGUUCUGUUGCUGGGCUCGCACCUCUACCUGAUCUCCCUCAACACCACCACCUGGGAAUUCAUGUCAAGGCACCGCAUCUCCUACCUCAAGCACUGCGGUGACGAGAACCCCUUCGACCGCGGAAUCCUUCGGAACCUGUGGGAGUUCUUCUGCGUACGCCGUGUGAUUGCCUGGGAGGAGGCUUAUGCCAAAAUCAGUGCCAGCCCUGCCUAGACCCCCCCCUCAGAUAGACCUCCCCGCUUGUCUCUUACUGCCUCUACUGAGGCUAGACCCUUGGGACAUUGUGAUGGGAUGAUGGGAAGCGCUCCGGGUCCGUCUUCUGCCUCACUGUCAUCUUACUUUUGAGAACAGAAACUUUACCAUGUCACCAUAGUAAGGCCUGCUGUACUGACAGGGAUUAGCUUUGCUAUGGUGUUUGGAGGUAAAGGUGGUCAUGUACCUAAAAACAAGUAGAGAAACCUCUACACUAAGUUACGUGAUAAGGCCAUUUUAAGGAGAGAGCUGGCUAACUUGCUUCUAGCCAUUUACAGUUUAAAUCUUGGCAUCAUGAGUUGUCUUAAAGACAAGGAAGCCUGAUCCCAGCAAAUGCCGACAUGUGAUUUCCUAUCCACGUAGUGACCAAAUUUUCAGUAAUUAUAGCAUAGAGGCAUAAAGAACCAGAGUUGUGUAUGAAUGUCAGGUAUUUUAAGUACUUCGGUCUGUGCCUUAUGGCCUGAAUGGCAUUUGUAACCUUUAGAGGGAUUUUAAAGACAUUUUCACCCCUCAGUAACUCUGACCACAUAGACUGAGAUUCAUUCCAACAGUCUGACCCUUUUCUGGAUAAAAUACCAUUUUUAGGAUCACACUUGUGCCCUAAGAGUUAACUCUGUGUUAAAUACUCAAUUGUCUGAGUUAUUAGUUUUUUGUUUUUAAAAUUACUUUUUUACUAGCAAAAUAAAUUGUAACUCUUC